Molecule: messenger RNA, 2721 nt
Organism: Echinococcus granulosus
Lineage: Eukaryota; Metazoa; Platyhelminthes; Cestoda; Cyclophyllidea; Taeniidae
Product: Histone acetyltransferase MYST4
Exons: 11
Coding region: 1-2721 (906 amino acids)
Biological process (GO): regulation of DNA-templated transcription
Molecular function (GO): histone acetyltransferase activity
Source: RefSeq, a predicted model, not a curated record
AUGCGUUCGAGAAGUAGAGUUACGCAGGAGGAAUUAACCAAGAUCAUAUCGGUCAUAAACCUUCUUUCGAGCUCCAGUGAGAAGGCCACUGUAGACACAAUUAGCAGCCAUUUGUCGAAUGAGGUGCCCAGCGCCGAUCGAUUAUCACGAAUCUUAAAUGAGGCUGUUUCUCGGGGCUCCGUUGUUAAAAACCCCGAGGAUGGGUUUUACCACCCCACUCGCAGCUUGCGACCACAUCGGCGCUCAUUCCUCUUCUCUCAGCAUCCCUCUGUCCUCUACGAUGUAACCACACCGCGGCGACGUACAGGGUCUUCUAUUCAACGAACACACAAAACGCCUAAUGGUGCAGCCACAUCUACUCGUGGCAUAUCGGAUAUUAUUCCAGUUUGUGGUUUCUGUCUUGGUGAUGAGGCCAACAACCCGAGAACGGGUGAGCCUGAAGAGAUGCUAGCCUGUUGGGGCUGCGGUAGCUCAGCCCAUCCAAGUUGUCUACGCUUAUCGGCGGCGAUGGUGCCCCAAGUGAAACGGCUACGCUGGUACUGCAUCGAUUGCAAACGCUGCACAAUUUGCCACUACUCGGCAUCCAAUUCCGCGGAAGGCGAAAGAGCAGCGGUAGCGGUCAGUGGUGGCAGCGCUAGUGAUAAGGACAGUGAUCUCCUGCUUUGCGAUAACUGCGAUCGUGGAUAUCACCUUUCCUGCGUGGCUCCGGAGCUCACAGAACCUCCUGAUGGUACCUGGAUCUGUCCCAUCUGUGAGCGCUACCCCGAGGGUUACACCCAACCCGAAGCUCGUCCCUCUUCCCUUGGCCGUGAAAACACCUUAGCAGCAGCUACAGCGACCACCGUCACACAGGACCCACUUGAUCCCCGGCUGCAGGCGGCGGCUCUGUGUGACCUGCUAACCGACUACGAAGUGCAGCUCAUACGGCAGGCUCUUCAGAGCUGUGGCAGUGCCAGCAAAGCAGUCACGACGUCAACAAGGAAGCCAAGGGCUUCACGACCAAUUAAGUCGGAGGCUCUUUUGAGGCCGAAGAGGUCGGGUGUUUUGGUCCAGAAAACGCUCACUAGCUGGGCCCUCAGAGUCGAGAGCAAACAGAAAAGCACUGACACCACAAUGAAGUUGGAAGCAGACAAUAUAUCAUCAGUUGGGCGCGUGACCACUCGACGAAGCAUCGUGAACACUACCGGUGCCUCGGCCUCUAUCAGUACCACUGCGGGCGUCCCUACUACGCGUUUGGCUGCGCGUCGGUCAUCGGCGUACGCCUCCACCGACGUCUCACUAACUCCGCCCGCCAAGCGGUGCAGGCUGGGCUGCACUGCGUCGGUCGCCUCUUCGCUGCGCGUCCAAAUUCCUAAUCAUUGCGGGCCGCGACGACAGCAGCACCAAAAUUAUUUGCAGUCAUCUGCUGAACCCGAGGCCUCUCCCGCUCCUAACUUUAACGCGCGGGAGCAAAAACAACAUCGUGGACGUCGGGGGAGACGCCAUACAUCAGCAGCCGCACUUCAGCUCAUCAAAACGGGCAUCAAACGUCUUCGUGGAGGUUCAGGACGCGGACAUUCCCUCAGCAGUGUGUUGCGCGGCUCAGAUGUUGAGGAGAAUUCUGUUGAUAUCAUCGCCGCAGAUUUCGUCGAUGGAAAGGCAGUGGAAGAAGACACUUCAAAGAUAUUGGCGAAUGGUGCAGCAGUUGAGAUGAAAGAUGGAGAGGAAGAUGAUGGACAAAAAAAGGAAGAUGCGAAUGAUGAUGAUGACGACGAAGAUCCAUGCUUCGGAACGAUUAUUGAUGCAGAUCGGAAACUUUUCCAGAACGUUCAGUCUCGUGUUCAGGAGUGUCUUCCACAGUCUCUGGAAAAUAGCAAACAGCUCCCUCCAACAGAUAAUCCCCGUCUGCUGAAUACUGCCAACACUCCGUCGAAAAUACGAACCUCAACGGAAUCAGCUCCCCCAAAGGACAUCCCGUCUCGAUAUCCUCCUCGGAUCCAGUUUGGCAAGUACUGCAUCACCACCUGGUACUCUGCCCCCUAUCCCUCCGAAUAUGCCAGAUUGAAUCUGCUGUACAUUUGUGAAUACUGUUUGAAAUACUUCAAGACCGAAGAUGUGUUCAAGCGACACAUGAGCAAGUGCACCACCUACCAUCCACCGGGAAAUGAAAUUUACCGAUGUCAAAACAUCUCCGUCUUCGAGGUGGAUGGCCAGAUAUCUAAGCUGUACUGCCAGCAGCUCUGCAUCCUGGCCAAGUUGUUCUUAGAUCACAAGACCCUCUACUACGACGUGGAGCCCUUCCUCUUCUACGUCAUCACCGUUCAUGAUCCACAUGAGGGCUUCCAUUUGGUGGGCUACUUCUCCAAGGAGAAGCGUUCAGCGCAGAAAUACAAUCUCAGCUGUAUUAUGGUCCUACCGCCUUAUCAAAAGCAGGCCUAUGGACGUUUUCUCAUUGAUUUUAGCUACCUGUUAUCGCGGAUUGAGGGCCUAUCGGGCUCCCCGGAAAAACCUCUUUCCGAUCUGGGUCGUCUCUCCUAUGAGUCCUAUUGGCGCUCUACCCUGCUACCCCUAAUACUUAGCACGGAAGAGGGAAACAACGGUGGAACCUUGACUUCUGAUAUCACUGUUCGCCAGCUGACCGAGGCCACUGGCAUUGAUGUGCAUGAUGUUGUCAGCACUCUUCAACAACUCGCCUCUGACAUCCAACUGGAUAGCCAAGACAGCAGGUUAGUCAACAAAUAG